Messenger RNA from Baudoinia panamericana UAMH 10762, 1757 nucleotides. RefSeq lists its product as uncharacterized. Lineage: Eukaryota; Fungi; Ascomycota; Dothideomycetes; Mycosphaerellales; Teratosphaeriaceae. Bases 127 to 1722 code for a protein of 531 amino acids. The transcript has a single exon. The record is from RefSeq and is a predicted model, not a curated record.
GCCACCCUUGCAUCGGAUGGCGUGGGGCAGAAGGAGCCCUGCGAUGGUGGUCGACUCAGGUUGAGCAGCUCGCCGUCUCCGUCUCUCCUUCUCACCACGUACUCCGGCUUGGAGGAAGGUGGGAGGAUGGCUGCCAAACGGGCACCCUCCGUCUGCCUCGCUUGCCAAGCUAGACAGGCGCUCAUCGGUCGGCGGCGACUGACAUCAAAUAAUCGGAGAUGGCUAGAAACAGCGGUCUUGAGUGCAUCCAGAGAGGGUGUGGCCUUGCGGACUGCAGGCAAGGGAACGUCGCGAAGACAGAACAGAGACGAUGCGGACAGGAUGCAGACAUCCGUCGCAGUCAACGGCGACCUUCCGCAAUGGAACCUCAACCAGCAGCAGGAGGACGUCCAUGGCGCUCUUGAAGGUCUGGAGAUCUUGUGGCGGGAGAAGGACAAACGUAUUCGGGUACUGAACGCAUUGUCAAAUCCCUGGCCAGAGAAGCCGCCACAUCGAGCACAUUUUGCAAAGAAAGCAGCAGACGCGCAUCUGCAAUUACCAGAAGCAAACGCCGCACGCAUCCCGCACGACAUGUUCCGGAAGAACCUCGCUCAAGCACUAACUGACAAAGCCGCAAGGCGGAUACUACGUGCGCAACUGCUCCGCUGCGAAGUGCCAAGAGAUAUUGUGCGUGUUAUUGCGGUGUGUCUCACCAUGAGCCGACAGACGCAGCAACAUAUUGCGGCCCUGCACGAGCCCAUCAUGCGUGCGUUGUACCGCUGCCGCAACAACGUCGAUGACAUGACAGUCCUGGGCACGUUGAACGGGAUCCAUAGUCGCUAUCUCAUCUAUGGCGUGCGAUUCGACCCUCACUUACUUGCUUUGGGCUUAAAGUUUGCCGCACGCUCGAGGAGUCUCCGCAACAUGAAGCGCUACCUCAGAGCCGUGAAGACGUCAGGACUAACCGUCAGCUCCAACAUUUUCCGAGCCGUCAUUGCCAAAUUCUCAAUCGGUCAUCGAGGGCUAGGCGAAAUACGCAAUGGACGCUGGAAAAAGAGCGACCUACUGGAAGUGCUGACCGGCUUCGAUGACUGUCGGCAUCUACCGCCCGAGCAGCAGUAUCACUUGGGAGUCUUUCUGGACCGCAGCGACUGGCAGUACUUGCACGGAUGGGUCGCGGUACUGGCUCGUUGCAAGGCCACUACGCUGAUUUGGCAAGAGUGGCUGCUGUGGAAGCAAAGUGAUGCCCGUUUACGGCCAAGGAAGCUAGUAGGGUACGGCAUCCUGACCACGUCUAGAGAGAGAGGCGACUAUUGGUUCGUCGAGCAGAUGGCGUUUGCGGGCGGGCUGAAGGAAGCCUGGGCGAUGGUCGCCGAGAUUGGCAUCGACUUCCGGGUAGCGAAGAACCGUAUCCAGCUCCGAUUGUUGGACGGCAUAGAGCACUGUCCCGAGAGUGUCUGGCGCGCUCAAGGCGAUGUGCUACGAAAAGAGCUGCUCCGCAAGUACGACGUGGAGCUGUCGAAGAUCGAGCGUGCUUUUAGCGUCACGUGGGUACCUACUGACCUUGAUGACGAGGCAGGAGGACACCAUAUCCUGCUAGAAGAUCAGGAAGAAGUGUUGGAGAGGCUUGGCGCGGAUGACUUCAAGCUUGAGGAGGACUAUGGGUUUCCGUACGAGACCAUAGUUUCGCCUCGCGAGCGCGGGUUGCAUGAUGCGGCUGAGCUGGGUUUGGUAGAUCCAUAGCACAACACGUUCAAGCAGAUGCUCCUACUGUCAUC